AAACAUUGUUAUAAUAACGAUGUUUUUACAAAAGUAUGUACGCUAACACUAAAAACUACCCUGGACUCCAAAGGGCGACAGAAGCCGUUGCAAACAAACACUUUGUAAAUAAACUAUGUCAAUAAACUACUAAAUAAAUAAAUAAACUAUGAUAUAAAAUCAACUAUGUCCUCACCUUUCCUGUCCUCACUCCCAGCUCUGUACCAGCUUGCCAGCGUGUGCAGAGGGAUGUAGUUGGCCUCAAACUCACAGUUGGGAUUGAGGAGGAGGCCCCUCAGACCCCCCCUGAGCCGUGGCUCACGUCCCUUAAAAGGUCCCAGGAAGAGGCGUCUGGAGUCGUAGUCGUUGGCGUGCAAGUUGUCCCAGAUGAGCGGCGGACGCUGGAGUAUGGACUCCACCUCUGCCAGGCCGUUCACUGACAGUUUCUUGGAGAUGACCUUACUUCCUGUGGAACCCAGAGAAGGUCCUCGCCAAUAGUCUGCAGAUAAGGAGACUUCUGCACGCUGGGGGAACACAGAGAAGCGCAGUACUCUAAAAGGAAAGCGGGUGGAUGCUGCUUCCUGGACAGAUGACCUGAGAUCUGCAUUCCAACACAGAAAUGCCUCUCCUCACCUACUGCUAAACUGACCUGAGAGCUUGCACGACUGGCCAGUGUAAUCAGAUUAGUGCAAAGGCAGGAUUACCCGCACAAGCAGAUGGAACACUGAGGCGGUCUUCAAGGUUUACCUUGAGCCGAAACGCUCAUAUUGGCAGAAGCUCAGCAAGAGAAGGACAGGAUGAAGAUGGAUUAAAACUCAUGUAGUCCAAGCAGACACGUAGAAGACACAGCACAGAAAGUACAGGAAAACCAGGGUACUUUGAAACAGGUGAUGGUGUGAUGGUGUGAUGUCUCCCGUGAUGGAUGAGACAGCGGGGGAUCUCCCAGUCCGAGAUGUGGGUCUGAUGAGGGGAGGACUCAUGCCGACUGUUCCAGAUGGCCCACGUGAUGUGAAGCCAUGGAAGAAGCAUCACAUCAUGAUGACCAAAGAUCCUCAGCGGCUCUUUCGUUUCCCCAGGGAGCAACUGGAGGACCUUUGCCUUCAUCUGCAAGAAGAGAAUGUUGCAUUGAGAACGCAUUCACGAGCACAGGAGCAGAAGAUGCGCAGGAUGUCCACCAGACUGAUGCAUCACCGUCAAGCCCGGCCCGGGUCAGCCAGCGGCAAAGAGAGGGACACGGAGGACACUUUGCAGGAGCUGGAAACCCGUGUGGCCACGCUGGAGAGCCAGAAAGUCAUCCUGCAGAACAAACUCAGCCAGGCAAAGCAGCACAUUCUGGACCUGGGUGGGCGCACACCAUACAAGUUCAACAAAGGUAAAAGUGCAGAAGUGGAUGUUGGAGUCAGAAGGGCGGCUCAGACAGCCCCGCCCCGCUACUGCCCCACAACGCAGGACACCAGGGGAGACAUGGAGAAAUUCUGUGUGAGCGAACAGUUGAGGUUGAUGGAGCUCCAGCUGACCACCCAGAGCCUCAGAGACACACUCCAAAAUAAAGAGCGAGAGAUGGAGGGAACCCUGAGAGAGAUGAAGAAACAACAAGUUGAAAGGCACAGAGCAAACAUCAGAGAGAACCUGGAUGUGAUCCGUCUCCAAAAGCAGCUUUCCGAGAAGAGCGCCGCCCUGCGGGUAACCAAAGAGAAGAUUACUGACUUGCAACAGGCUUAUGAGAAGCAGCUGGAGGAGAAUCAGAUGUCACUAAAGGAAAGCAACGCUGCCCUCCUGGAGAAAGUGGAAGAGCAGAGUGAGGAACUGAAGCAGGAGAGGCAGAGAGCGCUGAUGCUGGAGGGUCAACUCACAACUGCCAGUUUGUCUUUGCAGAACCUGGAAAAACUACAAGAGCGUAUGAGUGACCUGGAAGAAGAGAAGAAUCGGAUAAAAGAAAGCUACGACUCUCUACUUGAGAGCACUUUAGCUACCUACAACAGCCCUGUGGGGGAAGACAGGGCGGUGUGUGAGAAGAGGGACCAACCAGAAGACAUCGUCACCAGGAUGGACACAAACAUCCUGGAGGGUAUGCUGAAAGCUGAGAGGGAGGAGAGAGGCAGACUGGAAUCAGAGAAGGAGACGCUCCGACAAGAGAAGGAGAUACUGGAGGAGCAGAAAGAGCGAGAAGCAGCCAACCUAGACCAUCUGGAAGAGCAGAUACUCCAGUACAAACAACAGAUAUCUGCUCUGCAGCACAGACUUGACUCUGUCACUAAGGAGUUUGACAUGAGUGAUGAAGAGCUCAGCGAAACACUUUUUCAGAUCAAGGCGUUCCGAAUGCAGCAGGAAAGCAGAGAGGGCUUACAUCAUGACCUCAGAGCUGAUAGAGAAAACGAGGACCCUGAGCUUGCCAACAAUCAGGUCUUACAUGCUGAGACCGUGCUGGAAUUACAGAAAACCAGGAGCCUUCUUUUGCUUGAGCAUCGCAUCAGUAAAGAUCUUCAGGAGGAGUUGGACACAGUCAAAAGAAGGUUGGAGAGUGAAAGAGAGGACUCAAGGGUGAGGAUGGCAGAGAAAGAGAAAGUGUUAUCAAAAAAAACUCUCCAGAUCAACACGUUAAAAGCCCAGUUGAAAAACCUUGCAUACAACACAAAGAAUCACAAACGGACCAUACCAAUACAGUACACAUGGCAAACAGGAGGGGAGGAAUUAGUCCUGCCUGUUGAAGAUGACAUUUCCUUUUCUCCACUGAGGGUUGGAGAGUCUCUCUUAGAACUUCACAUCAAGGCAGCCACCUUCACUCCAGGUGGUCUUCAAAAUAUGAGCAGCAUGGAUCCAGACCAAGAUGAAGACAUGGUGACCUUCUGUACAUACAGCCUUUUGGACUUUGAAGUUCACUCCACACCUCUUGUGGCGGGAAGCCAACCCAACUACGGCUUCACGUCCCAUUACGCUUUGACCGCUCGCGAUCUGGCCAAACUGGAGUUGGAGGGUUCGAGAGUCAGAGUGGAGCUUCACCAGGCAGUGGGAGGGGUCCGGUUUCUGACUCACGGAAGUGGGCAGUUGUCUCUGAUGGCUGCUAUGGAUCGGAGAGGGGAGCGCAUUAAUGGACGUGUGAACAUCACAGGUUCUGUGGGGGAAAUAGUUGGUGUUGUGGAUUUCUGGGUGCGCCUGUUCCCUACUACGGAACCCAUGGAUGUGAUGAUGGUAGGAGACAAUGAAAGGAACACAGCAACACAAAAAAUACCGGCUCACAUCUCUCUUGGCUGGCAAGAUGGUGGCCACACGGAGUUGUAUGACUUUGGUGGAGGGAUUCCCAAUGAGCUGGUGUUGCUGCUGGAGCACUGUGAGGGUCUGAGGGGGCGUUGGCCCGGACUGCUUCCUGAUGCCUACCUAACCUACAGAUUCUACGACCUGCAGCCUCAUGUGUCCCAAACGGUCCGGAGUAAUGUUAACCCAGUUUUCCACGACACCACCAGCUACCCGCUUGCGGUCACAACUGAUGUGUUGCAAUACUUGAGGUCAAGCAGUCUUUGGGUGUAUGUGUUUGAUGACAGCGAUGACCAGAUACCAGCAGUCUACCUGGCUAAAACACCCAUCCCACUGAGAGCACUGGCUACCGGCAAAGAGAUCACAGGUGACUAUGUUCUACGGGAUCCAGCCGGGGGUCCACGGGGCACUGUCAGGGUGCUGAUUAAAUGGAAGUACCCCUUUCAACCACCGGUCGAGGCGAUAGAAAGCUCAGUGAGAAGACAAGAAGCAGAAGAGUCACCGAGGCCGAUAGCAAAACCCAGAGUCAAGACGCAGCAACUUGAGUCAGUAGAAAGCAGAACAAAGCUGAGAAAGAUGAAAAAUUGCCCUUCAACUGACAGCAUAAAACCAGACCAGACCAAGAGGUCCAGUAAGAAGUUACCCGGCCAUCAUGACAAGGAAGCCGAUAUUGUGCUCUCCCAUUCACCAAUCAGAAAAUCAUCAGAAGAAACAUCAUCCAGAACCGCCGCAUCACUGAGAAGAAGCUCUGUUAGUGAUCCUGCUACUCAAAACAUUUCCUCUAUGGACCUGGUGUCAAUGGAUGAAGAGCCAGAAAUGGAGGAAAGGAGCGAGAGUGCUGCUGCAGAAACCUCAUCUGAGACCUCAACAAGUGACCUCAUUGUUUCAUCCAAACAAAAGACAAGAAAGGGUGACAAGCUGAGAGUGGAGAUUCUGUCCUUGACCUUUGAACCAUCAUCUCAUGUCGCACUGGACGAUUCGGUGCAGCGUGUUUACGUGGAAUACCGGCUACUUGGCGUCCCCAUGGAGACAACGGAGACGCCCGUGUCCCUCCGCAAGCCCACAAAGGGGGAGGAGAUUUACUACAACUUCACACGAGUCAUCUACGUGGAUGGUUCCCUGUCAGCUCCGCUCAGACAGUAUCUUUACACCAUGUUGGAAGGCAGUGACCCCAACAAGGGCAGGUUAAAGUUCACAGUCGUCAGUGAGCCAAUGGACGACGAUGAGGAGUGUUGGGAUGUCGGAUGCUCCUUCCUGGACCUGCAGGAGCUGCUGCUGACAGGCAACGACGUCAUUGAACGUCAAAUCGACAUUGUGCGCGUGGAUGAUGAGAAUGAGGUAAUUGGAUUCCUCAAAGUGUCUCUGGAGGCAGCAAAAGCCCUAACUGGUAUUUACCAAGAGUUUCACCAGCCAGAGGAUACUGAAGAUAACAGUGAUGAAGAAGGACAGCGAGAGGAAUAGGAAGAGCAGAGAAAGAACAAUGCAAUAGACUAUGAUGAUGUCAGUGACUCCCACGCAAAAUAUGCGUCCGUAAAUUUAAUCACGCUAUUCAGAAAAAGUGAGGAAUAUUCACACUAUUCGCACAAUGACCGGCUGUUCUUGAACAAGGAGCUAAAUUGCAAAAAUCAUAUUAAUCCAUGAAUGGAUCAAUAAAUAUCUGGGUUCAAUAAUCACAAUAAGGUAUUUCAACAGUCAUCAUGCUUUCACACUUUUUGAUAUCAUGAGACCAAGACCCAUCCAUCCAUCCAUCCAUCCAUCUUUUAUGCUUACCUAGGGUCGGAGGUGUGCUGGAGUCUAUCACAGCUGUCCAUUGUGAGGUUUCAAACAGGAUGUUCUCGGGUAGAAGUGACCACUGAGUGUUGUCAGUAGGUUGCAACUGUGAUACAGAGAUGGGAAAUCAUUGUGAAUUUUCAGCUCUUUGUUGAGCAACAAGUAUUAAAACAGUUGGCCAUGUGCAUCACAAAGGUUAGGGAAGGUUAAAUUAAGUUGGGACAUUAAAGACAAGUAAGCAAACACAUUGAUAGUACAUAUAUAUUAAUACUGAAGUAAAAGUUUGAACUGAAUACCACAAGACUGAUUUACUGUAGCAGUAAUGACUUCUUUUCGUCAUGUACAAUGAAUUAAAUAUAUUUCUUCAUAUUGUUCA
Messenger RNA from Doryrhamphus excisus (bluestripe pipefish), 5377 nucleotides. The record is from RefSeq and is a predicted model, not a curated record. NCBI's taxonomy places the organism in Eukaryota, Metazoa, Chordata, Actinopteri, Syngnathiformes, Syngnathidae.